AUCGAUUCCUUGAUCAGAUCUGAUUGAUCUUGUGCGGUUCAUCUUUCUUGUGAUCUGGUGGUGAUCACUCUGAAGCAGCUCCUCAUCAGUAUAAAAAGUUUCCGUUUGCAGAGAGUUAAAAGCUUUUUGAGGCAAGUGGAGGGCAACUGGCAUCGCCUCUUAGCAUCACAGGCUCCCCGCCACGACUGCAGGCACGGUGGGGUGUGAGUGAUUCUCACUUGGUAUCACAGCGCGUCCCUUCAGCAUUGAAGGAUGUUUCUAGGUCCUCCAAAUUAAAAGGAGCUGCACAGCCGCACUAUAGCAUGACUACGAUACUACCAGAGCCCGUGAAGAGUCCACAGGACAAAAGGCUUUACAGACGCAUCCGUCUAGCCAAUGAGUUAGAUGUCCUCCUCAUUGAGGAUCCAGACAUGGAGAGAUCCUCCAUAAAAGAUGACGACGCCAGCAGCAUGGCGUCGAGUGAGGCCGACAGUUCUCAGGAGGAGCAGGACAGUGACAACAGUGAAGAUGAGGAUGGUUCUGGUGAUGAAGCGACGGCCAAGGGUGUCAAAAAGGCAGCUGCAGCCAUGGCGGUUGGGGUGGGCAGUUUCAGUGAUCCAGAUGAUGUUCCGGGCAUGAGUCAUUAUUUGGAACAUAUGCUCUUCAUGGGCUCCGAGCAGUUCCCCGACGAGAACGAUUAUGACGCAUAUCUGCAGAGUCACGGAGGUUCAGCCAAUGCGUUCACAGAGCUGGAGUUCACAAAUUAUCAUUUUGACUGCAAACCAGACGCACUGCACGGCGCUCUUCAGCGAUUUUCGCAAUUCUUUGUAGCGCCACUCUGCAAGGCUGAUGCCCUUGAGCGGGAGGUCAAUGCUGUGGACAAUGAAUUUUCUGGGGUCCAGCAAGAUGACUCGAUGCGGCUGGCGCAGCUGCGCUGCCACACAUCCCAUGAGGGUCACAUUUACAGGAAGUUCACAUGGGGGAACAGGAAGUCUCUGGUGGACUGCCCAGCCGCAAAGGGCAUCGAUGUCCGUUCAGAGCUGGUGCAGUAUUAUAAGGAAAAUUAUAGCGCUGAGCGCAUGUGCUUAGCUGUCCUUGGCGGAGAGCCGCUGGACACACUGCAGCAGUGGGUCUUGGAGCUCUUCUCAGCUGUCCCCUGUGGCCGCGGACCCAGGCCUGAGUUCUCAAAUCUGAUAUCAGCAACUGUGUCGCAGGGCGGCAGGCUACACAUGAUGCCUGCGGUGAGGCAGGGCCACCAGCUAACGGUAACUUUCCAGCUGCCUUCGCUCUUGACAGCCUACAGGGAGAAGGCAGAAGACUACGUGAGCCACCUGGUGGGCCAUGAGGGCAGCGGCAGCCUGCUGAGCGCCCUCAAGGCCGCCGGCCUGGCCAGCAAUCUCAGCGCCGGUGUCAGUGAGAGCGGCUAUGAGCGCAACUCGGCCCUCUUUGUCUUUGAUGUGACUAUCACCCUCACUGAGGCCGGCCUCCGAGCUGCUCCUGGGAACGGCUUGGCGACGGUGGGCUUUCUGUUUGGGUACCUGCAAAUGCUGCGCACGGUGGGGCCCCAACAGUGGGUUUUUGAUGAGCUCGCUGCCAUCGCCAACCUGAAAUUCAGAUUCGCUGAGGAGGAGGACGCCUGCGAGUACGUGGCUCGCAUUGCUGCUGACAUGCCACACUAUGCGCCAGAGCACGCCCUGUGCGGGCCCCACCUCUAUGAUACUUGGGAUCCAUCACUGGUGCGCAAACUUCAAGGGUACAGCUCCCCAAUUUAUUUGAAAUGUACACUAACAGCAUGCAUAAGAACUGGAGUUGUGACUCACCAGUUAUGCCAUGACAGGUUUGAGCUACCAUAUGUCUCCCUGCCCCUACCUGCUGAGCUUGUCAGGUCCUGGGAGGAGCCCUCAGAGGCCAUGAUGCGGGCCCUCUCCCUGCCUCCCCGCAACCACUACAUACCAACAGAUUUCACGCUGCGCUCUGCUGGCAAUGCAGAUGCCAGCAGCAACGGCAUUCAGCCUCUGGCAACUCCGCCACAGCUCAUAGCAGACGCGCCGGGGCUGCAGGUGUGGCACAAACUGGACAGCACAUUUGAGGUGCCCAAGGCGGUUGCAUACAUCAACAUCACGUCCAAGGCGGCCUAUGAGAGCCCUCGGGCUGCGGCAGCCACGCACCUCGCCAUGAAACUGCUGGAGGAUACCCUCUGCGAGACCACCUACCUCGCUGAUGUUGCCGGGCUUGGAUAUGAUGUGUGGCCUGAAGGUCUGUCUGGCAUCGAAAUAAAGGUUGAGGGCUUCAGUCACAAGAUGGCACUGCUCACCUCCACCAUUGUGCAGCAGCUGGUCUCACUGAAGGCUGACCCUCAGUCUUUCGACCGCAUCCGGGAGGUCUUGGCGCGCAAGUACCAGAAUGCCAACAUGAAGCCCGACCGGCAUGCCAGCUACUUGCGGCUGCGCGCUCUCAAGCACCUGUGGCAUGUGGACAACAUUCUUCUGGAGCUCAAACUGCUCACACCAGCAGCUUUCCUGCCGCGGCUGUUCAGGGACACGCACAUCACAGCGCUGCUGCAGGGCAACCUGACAGCGGAUGAUGCGAUGGAGAUCGCCAGCUCUGUGCGCGCCGCAUUCCCUGACGGCAUCAUGCCAGCUGCCGAGCGGCCCCUCGAUCGCGUCGCCAUGCUGCCGCAGGCCAGCAGUCUUCUCCACAGGGCGCCGGUGAAGAACGCGGAGGAGGACUGCUCGGUGGCGGAGGUGUACCUCAUGGCGGGGCCAAACGAGGUGCGGCUGCGCGCGGCGCUGGAUCUGCUGGAGCAGGUGCUGUCCGAGCCCUUCUACGACCAGCUGCGCACCAAGGAGCAGCUGGGCUACAGCGUCCACGCCUCCACCCGCCUCACCCACGGCAUCCUCGGCUUUGCCUUUGUCGUCGUGUCUGCGACUUUUGGGCCGGGGCAUGCAGACGAGCGCAUAGAGGCAUUCCUGAGGGGCUUUGCUGCGCGGCUGGACGCGCUGUCAGUGGACGAGCUGGACUCCAACCGCCAGGCACUCAUCGCGGCCAAGACCCAGAAGGACCACACCCUGGCAGACGAGGCCGACCGCAACUGGGAGCAGAUCUCAAGCAAGAGGUAUGACUUCCUGGCGCGGGAGGAGGAGGUGGCGGCUCUGGAGCAGCUGACUGUUGAGGAGCUGCAGGGAGUAUUCAAGGCAUUGCUGGUGCCUGGAGGGCCGGAAAGGAGGAAGCUGGCAGUGCAUGUUGUAGGGAAGCCGUUUGCCCAGAAACUCACCAGUGCUGCGCCCGAUGGGUGCACCAUGCUGUCUGACCUGGCAAAGUUCUGGGAGGACAGUAGUAAGUAUGCACCUGUUGUGGGCGCCACUCCAAGUGUUGCAACUAUGUAG
Molecule: messenger RNA, 3365 nt
Organism: Coccomyxa subellipsoidea C-169
Lineage: Eukaryota; Viridiplantae; Chlorophyta; Trebouxiophyceae; Coccomyxaceae
Exons: 17
Coding region: 303-3365 (1020 amino acids)
Biological process (GO): proteolysis
Molecular function (GO): metalloendopeptidase activity; metal ion binding
Source: RefSeq, a predicted model, not a curated record